This is a messenger RNA of Sorex araneus (European shrew), 1530 nucleotides long. It is a transcript of the gene MMP27, whose product is annotated as matrix metallopeptidase 27. Gene Ontology annotation, molecular function: metalloendopeptidase activity; zinc ion binding. Gene Ontology annotation, biological process: proteolysis; extracellular matrix organization; collagen catabolic process. The coding region runs from base 1 to 1530 and encodes 509 amino acids. Gene Ontology annotation, cellular component: extracellular matrix. NCBI's taxonomy places the organism in Eukaryota, Metazoa, Chordata, Mammalia, Eulipotyphla, Soricidae. The record is from RefSeq and is a predicted model, not a curated record. The transcript is spliced from 10 exons.
AUGGAGAGCUUCCUGCUCCUGCAUUUACUCUUUGCAACAUUUUCUUCAGCAUUUCCUACAGACCGGAAGGUGGAGGAGGAGGAAAAUGCAAGGUUUGCUCAGGCAUAUCUGAACCGGUUCUACCGUCUUGAGUUAGAAGAGAGUCGUCUUGUUCAGAGCAAGAACAGGAGUGUCACAGAUGGCAAAAUUCGGGAAAUGCAAGCAUUCUUCGGCCUGACAGUGACUGGAAAACUGGACCCGAGCACUCUUGAGGUCAUGAAGACCCCCAGGUGUGGGGUGCCUGACGUGGGCCACUAUGGCUACACUCUCCCUGGUUGGAGAAAAUACAACCUCACUUACAGAAUCAUAAACUAUACUCCAGACAUGGCACACGCUGAUGUGGAUGAGGCGAUCCAGAAAGGCCUCGAAGUGUGGAGCAAAGUCUCUCCACUAACAUUUACCAGGAUCUCCCAGGGAAUUGCGGAUAUCAUGGUCGCCUUCAGGACUCGAGUCCACGGCCAGUGUCCUCGAUUUUUUGACGGCCCCCUGGGAGUCCUUGGUCACGCCUUUCCUCCUGGUCUGGGUCUGGGCGGAGACACUCACUUCGAUGAGGAUGAAAACUGGACCAAGGAUACAACAGGAUUCAACUUAUUUCUUGUGGCUGCCCAUGAAUUUGGCCAUUCUCUGGGGCUCUCUCACUCUAACGACCAAACAGCCCUGAUGUUCCCCAAUUAUGUCUCCCUGGAUCCCAGCAAAAACCCACUUUCUCAAGAUGAUAUCAAAGGAAUCCAAUCUAUCUAUGGCCUGCCUGAGGUACCUGUGAAGCCAAGGAAACACACUGUUCCCCAGGCCUGUGACCCUGACUUGACUUUUGAUGCUAUCACUACUUUUCGCAGAGAAGUCAUGUUCUUUAAAGGCAGGCACCUCUGGAGGAUAUAUCUCGAUAUCACUGAUGUUGAAUUUGAAUUAAUCUCUUCAUUCUGGCCAUCUCUGCCAAAUGACAUUCAAGCUGCAUAUGAGAACCCCAAAGAUAAGAUUCUGGUUUUUAAAGAUGCUGCCUUCUGGAUGAUCAGAGGCUAUGCUGUUUUGCCGGAUUAUCCCAAAUCCAUCUAUACACUCGGCUUUCCAAAAUAUGUGAAGAAAGUUGAUGCAGUUCUCUGUGAUCACAGCACUAAAAAAACCUACUUUUUCGUGGGCAUAUGGUUCUGGAGGUAUGACGAGGCGACCCAAACCAUGGACAGGGGUUACCCACGGAGGGUGAUCAAACACUUCCCAGGAAUUGGUCUCCGGGUCGACGCUGCUUUUCACCACAAAGGAUUCUUUUAUUUCUUCUGCAAAUCAAAGCAAUUUGAAUAUGAUCCCAAAGCAAAGAAUGUUACCCGAGUAAUGAAAACCAACACAUGGUUUCGAUGUAAAACCCCAUUAAAUGCAUCUGAUUUUUAUAUCAAGGAAAAAGUACAUUCAGGAGGAAUACAGAUGUUUUGUAAUAAUUUAAACUUGUUUAUUUUAAGUAUUGGGUAUGUACUGAAAAAAGUCUCCAGUAAUCAGUAA